Tripterygium wilfordii is the source of this 991-nucleotide messenger RNA. RefSeq lists its product as uncharacterized. The record is from RefSeq and is a predicted model, not a curated record. NCBI's taxonomy places the organism in Eukaryota, Viridiplantae, Streptophyta, Magnoliopsida, Celastrales, Celastraceae. The transcript has 2 exons. The coding region runs from base 56 to 772 and encodes 238 amino acids.
GACGUUUUUCUUGUAUUCGUUAUCCAAUUAUUUGUCUGUUUUUGAUAUACCGGGCAUGUUUUAUUUUUUAUUUGUUCUUAUCAUAUUGUUUAACUCAGAUUUGCUUCGAACACAGCAUUGGUUGGUUUCAUUCAUCCAUAACCGCGCUUCUGAGUGUCUUUCAUUUUUAGAUUCACCGUUGAUCCUGCUUACAUCACCACAUCAAUUAUAUCGCCCCAUUUCAUACUCCUCUCGGGCGAUUGCUCAGCAGAUUCCUAGUUCUCGACGGCCGAUCACCGGAGAAAGACGAAUACCCAUCAACGUCUAUUGCAUUCCUUUGCAUCCAGAACCACGAGCCACAUAUUGUAACGGAUUCUUCAAUCAAUACGUCACAAACAAACCUCAGUAUCUACUGCUGUUCGGCGUUCGCUAUUGUUUGCUCGUAGCGGCACUGGAUAUGUUGAGCAAAUCCACAAAUUAUCCUUUGCUGACCAAACCAAACAUCAUAUGGAUGAGGACCACAAUGAUGAGGAAGUUUCAUGGAGAGAUAAGGUUACAAUAUGGAGAGAUAAGGAAGUUCCUGAUGGGUCCUCAAAUGGUUCAAAGCGAGAUAUAUUUGGUGAUAUGUUCGGUUCAAGUGAGACUCGCUCAAGACAAAAGAUGGUUCAACUACAAGCUUACUCCUAUCCUUAUCGGAUCAACAUCAUCAAACGGAGAAGUGAACAAAUCUCUACAGAUCAUUGAUCUUUCACAAGAGAAGCUUCAGUCUUAUCUUCAACAACUAGUUAUCUAGUCAUGAAGAUUAACGUGCAACAAACAAAGUGAUAGGAUUGUUUACCAUUUACACUGUUAGGAUGUUAAAGAAAGUUGUAUAUAUUUGCUUGUGUUUAACGUGUAUUGGUUAAGCAUGAAACAAUAUUUGUAUUCUUAAUUUUAUCUGAGGAAACAAGAGAAGAAGUGAAAUGUCAAAUGUUUGAACUUUGGAAAUUAAUAUGCUUGGGAUAUUUAGCGA